This is a messenger RNA of Rotaria sp. Silwood2, 1188 nucleotides long. The record is from the annotation of a GenBank genome assembly. NCBI's taxonomy places the organism in Eukaryota, Metazoa, Rotifera, Eurotatoria, Philodinida, Philodinidae.
AUGAGUAAUUCUAUUGCAACUGAUGAACAAUUAGAUUCGAAUGAAACAAAAGAACAUCCUGAUAAAAUCAAUGUUCAACAAGAAAAUGAACUUAUUUACCUAGAAGAAAAACAAGGCGUCAUCGUUUUAGAGGAAGGUAAAGCUUUUGCAUCUGAUUGGAAUCGUUAUAAUACUAACCUUGAAGCGUCCACGUCGACAACUAGUCAGAGUGACAGCAUCUUCGUCGUCAGUUUCGUCGGUGAUACUGCAAGUGGUAAAAGCUUUCUCGCAAGCCAUCUUCCUGGUAUCGAAUCCUUCACCUUCGACGAAAGCGAACAUGAAGGCCCAACAACAGCAAAUGUAAUUCGUCUUGAAUCUACUUCAAUACUCAAUACAGAACGAAAGAAUAACUGCUUGGUUCUUGAUAUUGAAGGAGAAAAUGGUAAUUCGCAUCCACGUAUUUUAAAAUGUUGGGCCAACUAUAUGUUGCCAUCAGAAGCAGCCAAGAAGCGACGCAAUGCAGUAGGAAAAUAUUUUCCAAGAUUGGCUUAUCUUUUGAGUAAUGUCAUCAUCUUAGUGGGUCAAGACGACCUAUUUUCCAAUUCUCGAUAUGUAGAUCGAGCUUAUCAGUUUGCUGUCCAAGCUGUUGCUGAUACACAACAAAAUGCUCAUAAACCAGUGCUUAUUAUGAUUCAGAAUAGAUAUCCAGGUCCAAAGCGAUUGUCGUCAGAGGAAGCUACUCAAAAAUUCUUGAGCACCAAUCCUGAUGCUCCUAAUCUCUGGAUGUUCUUUUUAAAUAUUCAUUGUUUCAUUUUUCCAUUUAAACACACAGGAGUAAUGGUGAAUAAUAAUGAACACUUCAAUAAGCAAGUCAAUGAACUGCAGAAUCUACUUACUACUACAUCUGAACAACACCAAGGUCGUUUAUUACCUCGUCUUCCUUGGCUUUUGUUGACGCGAAAAAUUAGCCAAAAGUUGUCAAAAGAUGAGCCCAUUAACAUGCACAUGAUAUUGAAAGAUAUUUUAAUUCAAGAAAAGACUCUUGAUGAAGAUGACAUCUUAUCAUUUUUAUUUCGUAAAUUAUACGAACAACAGAAUAUCCAUUCUAUUCGAUGGUUUCAUUAUUGCCGCGAUUUUGCUAUAGAAUUGCCACACGAUAAGCAAGGUAUUCCUUCUGAUCAGCAACGUUUAGUAUUUGCUGAAAUGUAA